Messenger RNA from Pseudogymnoascus verrucosus, 1260 nucleotides. RefSeq lists its product as uncharacterized. The coding region runs from base 1 to 954 and encodes 317 amino acids. Gene Ontology annotation, molecular function: protein binding. The record is from RefSeq and is a predicted model, not a curated record. The transcript has 2 exons. NCBI's taxonomy places the organism in Eukaryota, Fungi, Ascomycota, Leotiomycetes, Thelebolales, Thelebolaceae.
AUGGUAGAGCGGCAGAAAACCAAUGCUACUACAAGCGCAGACCAACCCGACGCCGCUACUUCCAACGAUCUCGAUGCUGCGGGCGCUGUGGAUGCUAUGGAAGCUGUGGAUACUGUGGAUACUGCGCACGGCGAGGACCUGUACUAUCAGCAAGAAUCCGAACUCCUCCCGAACUGUGAGGGUCUGGCAUCUUCGUUGUGGAGCUUGGAUGACGCCUCAUUUCAGUGGCGUACGCCUUCCGCCUCUUCCGGAACCUCGUCGCCUCAGGUACCAUAUACAUUUGACGCAAUGCUGGAGAACAAUAUAAUACCAAACCCUUCAUAUCUAGAUAUCACGUUUGAGGGACUCUUCGAUUCAGAUUUAACGGACGCCGAGUCUCACCAACGUUACUGCCCGCAGCCAGUGGCUUUUUGGGCGGAAUCGAACGACGGCGCCUUGGCUAUGUAUCAGCGGCGGUUACUUCCAAGUGGGGCAGCAACUCCUCCGGCUGUAAACACGCCUUCUUCGGCAUCUCUCUCCCCACCCUACCCCUCUCCCGCCAACUCCUAUUCUCCAGGUGGCAGCUCAUCCAUCAGCCGCACGAGCAGCAUGGGACAAUUAUUCGCAACACAGCCUUCAGACAUCUCGUACCAAACCUCCCCAACGAGGAUCCCACUCCUGCACGUGGCAAUCCGCACCCGGAAAAAGUCCAUGAUCCGUCUGUUACUCCGCCGCGGGGUGUCUACCAUCAACGAGCAGGACAGCGAUGGCCGCACAGCCCUCCAUGUCGCCGUGCAGUCUGGCGAUGAAGAGAUGGUAGAAACUCUCAUGAAGCACGGAGCUGAUCCCAAGGCUGUAGAUAAACAUGGGUUGGAUGCCCUGCACUUUGCAGUAAAGCAGGGACAUGAGGAGAUUGUGGAAAUAUUGUUGGACGCGUUGGAGCCAAGGCCGCCUGUGCAGCCCACCCGCAUGUGAAAUACGUUUUUAACUGCCGGGCUUAUAUAACUGAAAAGCUUGAAUUUAUGGCUGAGAUUAUCUUUAUAGGCUGAUACCUGCUAUCUCUGAUUGACGUAUUAGACGACCAGUUGAAGAACACGUUGACUAAAACAAGGUUAUAGUUAGAUUUAAGUCUAACCUUGGCUUCCAGUUUCACAACAGGUAUGAGCAAGUUUACGAAAGGUGGUCGGUACUGUAAUAUGCAUGGAUAUGUGUGCACGUUUAUCACAAGGAUGAAAAUGCCACGCCACACCCGUUAUUACAACGUUAUUACAAACUACAGUG